GAAUCGAAUUAAAAAUGGCCGGUAAAAAACAUAAACAAUCUCGGAAAAUCUUAAUUUAAUUUACUAUUCAAUUGAUUUAUAAAAUGCAAGUUGAUUUCUCUGCACCUGUCUAAAGAUUUAUUUUUCAAAGAAUGUACGUUAUUUGAAAAAAAUGAAACAAAAUGUCUGGAUUAAAAAAGUUAUUAUCAGGGAAAAAAAAAUCUGCACAAAAAAACCAAAAACAAGAAGAAACAGCUGAGCUACAAAAAGCUUCCUUAGGUAACUUGUCCUUUAGAAGUAAAUCAGGAAGCAGUAUAGAUCUUAUAGGCUUAUCAGAAAAUAAAAAUGGUUAUAUUGUAAAGAACAAAGAUUUAUCUAAAGUUUCAAAAGCAGUUUGGCAAGGUGAUUUGCUAAAAUUGAAAGAAGUUGCAAAUAAUAAAAAGAAAGUAAACUGGAAUGAAACAGAUAAAGAAAACAGAACUGUGCUUCAUUUGGCAUGUGCACAAGGGUUUGCAGAGAUUGUUGAGUUUAUUAUAUCAAACGGUGCUAAUGUCAACAUGAGUGAUUCAGAAGGAAAAACACCAUUAAUGAAGGCUUGUGAACAAAACAAUACAAAAAUUGUAGAAUGUCUUUUAAAAAAUGGUGCUGAAACAAAUGUUUUUGAUAUGAAUCAUGUAUCAGCAAUGCAUAUUGCAGCUGCUCAAGGUAACAUUGAAAUUGGUAUGAUGUUAGCUGACCAUAAUGCAAAACUUGAUGUUAAAGACAAGAAUCAAGUUACACCACUUCACUUAUGCUGUGCCUUGGGUAAUAAAGAUUUUGUAGAUUUUUUGUUAACUGAGUAUGUAGCUGUUAAUUGUAUUGACUCUCAAAGAAGAACACCAUUAAUGGCAGCAUGUAUCGAUGGCCAUGAAGAUAUUGUUGAGCUUUUAAUUGAAAACAAUGCUGAUGUUUUAUUGGUUGAUAAAGAUGGGUUAACUGCUUAUCAAUUAGCGGAAAGCUACAAAAACUCUGGUAUUUGUGCUAUUCUUAAAUCUCACACUGCAAAAGUAAACAGACAAACACCAACAAGCAGAGAAUCUCCUUUAUCAAAAGAUGCAUUAUUUUCUCCAGUUGCAAAAUCUCUCAAUGAAAUGUUCUCCCCUUCUGGUUCUUCUGGAUCUCGUGGGUCAGCAAUAAGCUUUACUGCUGCUGUUAUACCAACAAAACCAAUAUUUGGACAACCUACUGAAAAUUUUGAAGCUACAGAAAAAUCAGAGGAAAGCUAUUCAGAAAAGCUUGGUGACAAUUCUUGGGCAGACUCAGAUUCAGAAAAACUUUCAAAACAGCAAAAAAUACCAAAGGGUUUAAAUUUCUCAUCAUUGAUAAAGAAAAAAGAAUUUGAAAAGGAUUCUCAUAUAGUUCUCUCAACUGAUAUCGAAAAAAAGAAAUUAGAUGUGAUUAACAACAGUAUUUCCACAAUUGACACGUUAAAAACAAAUGUUGAACAACCAGUCAUAGAAAGAAAAAAUGAUUCUUUGUUGAAGGCAAAUAAUAUUUUUUUGCCAAAGGAAGUAAAUAAGUUAGAAGAGGAAUCACUAAACAUUAAAAAUAAAAAGUUAGAAGAGGAAUCACUCAACACCAAAAAUAAAAAAACUUCAAAGCCAAUUGCAACUAUCCCUCCUCCUCCAUUAGAUAUAGAGUUUAAUGGAAGCUCUUGGUCACAAUCUGAUGCUAGUGAUUUUAGUGACUUACCAAUAAGUGAUUUUAAUAAGUCAAGUCAUGACCUCAUAAAUGAAGAUGGCACAUCUGAUCAGGUACCAAAAAAUGACAAAAACAAUAAUGAUAUCGAAUUUUCAAUAGGACAAGCCGAUUCAAAAUGGGAUAGUGAGGAAAGUGAAGUAGAAGAUAGUCCUUUAUAUAAAAAUAAAGAUGUGAACAUUAAAGAAAAUAAUAAAAUGAAUCAACAUCUUGAGGAGGUUGACAGAAAGGCUACUGUUGCUCAGAAAACAAAGAGUAGUUCUGUUUCUGAAGACAUGGAAGAUUCAAGUUGGGAUAGUGAAAAUUCAGAAUUUGUAGAGCAGCAAGUACAGAAAAACACAACUGAUAUUUUAGAAGAUGUGCACAACAUGAGGGAAAAUAAAAAGCUGACUGAAGAAACUUCACCAGAGACAAAUGAUUAUCACCAAGACAAUGAAUUAGAAGCACUUCUAUCUCCCACAAAGCCAAAAAUAACUCCAAGAAUAUUACGCCCAAAAGAAGAUUCACAAACUGUUAAAGCUUUAGAAAAUAAUACAGAAAGUAAAAGUAAAGAUGAUCGAAAAAAGAACUUGAUUGCUCUAGGAAUUUUGACGAGCACAGAAGAAGAAGAAUCUGAAUCAGAAUGGGAAAUUGAGCAGCGAAAGAGAAAAGCAUUAACAAAGAUAAAUCAGACUAGCAAUAACGUUUUAAAGAAAAAUGAUGAAACUAUCCUUCCUACUCCAAAUUCAUUUGUUGCAACUGAAGUGCUGCUACCGUUAGAUUCAGCUGAUCAAGGCAAAAUUAAAAAUAAUAAUAGGAAAGAUAAUUUAGAGUUAAUACCAGGAGAUCAGGUAAAAAAGGAAAUAGCACAUAUUGUUUUUGAUAGCUCUAGUGAAUCCACUGUGCUAUAUGAUGAUGGAGAUGGAAGUGAUGGAGGCCAACAAAUAGACAAAAGUAAAAAUAAACAACCUAAUUUAUUGUAUAAAAGUCAAAAUGAAAAAAAUAUAGAAGAUAAAAUUGUUGUUAGUAUUCAAAAUUCAGAAUCUACUCAUUCUUUAAGUAGAAGUGAUGGAGAAGUAGUUGAUGAAGCUGAUCAAGAAAUAAAAGAAAAUAGUUCUGAAAGUUUUGAUGAUUUUAGUUUAAGUGAGGAAAACAGCAAUUCCAAGUUUAGUGAAGAAAUUUCCGCCAGUGUUAAAGAACCCACAUGUUCAUUGCCAAUGUUUGAUGACAAUGCAGUUAGUCUAAAUUUAAUGGAGUCAAAGAUAAGCAGCCAUUCAGACAUAGUUCAUAAUGUGGAUAACAGUUUUGUUCCUCAAGGAAAACUUUGUCAACCUGUCUUGAACAAUGUUGAAUGCAAGUCAGUAAAGUUUGCUAAAAUAUGUCAAAAUUUAGAAAAUACAGAAAUAGAAAAAAAAGAUGAAGUUGAGAUUCAUAAAAAAAAUAGUAAGUACAAAAAGGAAGAAAAUGCAGUUGAAGAUAAAAUUUCGGAAAACUUUAGUGAAAGAAUAAUCGAAAUUUCUCAAUUAGCUGCUGUUUCUAUUGGAAAAAUUCAUGAUACAAAUGAGAUAGAACAAAACAAUGAUGACAAAAGAAUACUGCUAAUUGCUGAAAAAGAAAAAUUAAUUGAAAAAGAAAUGGACAGAGUCCAAUUACUUCAGAAAGAACUUACAAUGAAAACUGAAAGCUUUCAUUUAAAGGAAAAAGAGUUUGAGACUCAGAAAGAAAUGCUGGUCAAAGAAGAACAAGUUUUAAAAGCUCAAUUAUUUGAAAAAGAAAAUAGGCUAGUUGAAACAAAUCUUUUGUUAGAUUCUGAAGUACAAGCUAAAGAAUUAUUAAAACAGCAAUUGGUUGAAUUGGAGGUUAGCUUAAAAAAAGAAAUUUCAUUUAAAGAAGAAUUGAUACAAUCAAUGACAAAAGCUGAACAAACAAGCCAGGAACUUAUAGAGAGGCUCCGAAAAGAAAUACAAAAUUUGGUUGAUUCAAGAAAUGAAAUGGAGUUAAAGUUAUUGGCCAGUAUUGAAAGUGAGAAAAAAAUCAAAAUUGAGAUGGAAAAUAAAAGAGCAAAAGAUAUAGAAAAUCUGAUUAAUCAAAAAGAAGAAGAACUUCAAGAGAGAAUAAAUCAAAUUCAAACAGAAUAUCAAAGAAAUUCUAAUGAAAAAUUAGAAGAAAAGAACACAUAUUCUAAUAUUGAAACAAUGAAAACCCAUUUUGAAACACUCGAAUAUAGCUUAGAAACAUUAAAAGAAAAGGAAAAAACUCUAAAAGAGAGUUUGGUUCAAGAAGAAGAAGUUCUACGACAGAAUUUACAUGCAAGAAUUGAAAGUGAAGAGAUUAACUUAAGAAAAAAGUUGUUUGCAGAUAUGAAAGUUUUAGAGGAGGAGUUGUAUGCAGAACAUGAAAAGAAGUUAAAAUCGUUGUCAAUUGAGGCAACAGAACAAAAAAAAAAACAUGAAAGUCAGCUUAAUGAAAAAAUUGCAGAAAUGGAGCUAAAAUUUGUUGAAAAGGAAAAAAGUUUAGAAUUUAAAGAAAUUCAACGAAAAGAAAAUUUUGAUCUAGAGGCUGAGAAAAGAGAAACAGAGUUAAGCAAGUCUCUAAAAAUAAUGGAACUUAAUAAAAAGCAAGAGUUGGCAAUAAUGGAAUCAUCUGCUAAAGAAACAUGGGAAAAAAGAUUACAAGUGUUAGAAGAAGAGUACAAGAAAAAAGAGGAAUCGCUGCAUAAAAAAGUGGUUUUGGGUCGAGAACAGGAUGAAGAUAAAAGAGAAACUGGGCGCGGUAAAGUUAAUGAAGUGACUGUUGAUUUUCCAGAUAUGCAUACUAAUGAAAGUAAUUUCAACGAAUUUGUUGGAAGAUCAAAGGAGCUAGAAGAUUGUCUUGCCACAUCGAAAAUCCAUAGAGACCUUGCAAGAAAGAAAGUUCUGGCUAUGACUUCAAUUGAAAUAAACAGACAUGUGGAAACGGAUGAUUUUCUUGUUAUUGAUAUGGAUAUGUCUAGUAAAAGCGCAAUGAUUCAAAAUUUAAAGCAUCAUGGUGAAGGAAACACUCUUGACCACCUUAAGAGCACUUCAACUCCUAAAAAAGAUAAAUAUAAAGAUGAAACACAGAACAGAAGUUUGCAGAAAGAGUUAGAUCUCACUCGAAACAAGUUAAAUUUGUUAAUGGAGAAAGCUAUUGUUCAGGAUCACUUAAGUAAAGAGAUGGAAUGUGAUAUUACAGAAAUGCACAGAACUAUAGAGCUGUUAACUCAUGAAAAUUCAGACAAGGAAAAAAGUCUAUUGGAUUUAGAUUUACAAUUGCGCAGUGUAAAGUACAAACUUGAUCAAGAAGCAGAAGCAAGAAUGGUAGCUGAAAAAAUUUGUCAACAGCUUAAAGAUCAGAUAAACAAAUCAAAUCAAAAAGCUACAAAAGAGGUUGAAGAAAGACUAUCACUGGAGCAGGUUAGUCAACAGACUUUAUCUGAUUUGAAAAUACUUCAAAAUCGAAUUUUAAAAUUGGAAUCUGAAAAAGAAGAACUCAAAGUUCUUCUUGAUGCUGAAAAAAAGGCCAGAUCUUUUCAGGAGGAGUUAUACAAAGAUCAACUACACCAACAUGAGCUUAUAUUGACUGAAGCAAGAAAAUCUUCUUUAGAUCAUGCACAAGCCAUUUCCAAAAUUCAUAUGCUGGAUGAAACAAAAAAACAAGUUGAGAGCUCGGCAGACUUUUUAAAAAUUGAACUAGCCAAGACUAAUGUUGAACUCUCCAGUGCAAAUUCUAAAUACGAAGAACUUAAACAUCGACUAGAAACAGAGUUAAGCUUUUUACAAAAGAGCUGUGAUUCAAAGUCUGAUAAAUUAGUUUUAGUUGAAAAGGAGUUGAUUCAGACACAACUUCAUUUGGAGAAUGAAAAGUCAAACUUCAAAAUUGAAAUGGCAAAGUUACAAAUGCAAUUGGAAAAGGAAGAAAAUCAAUUGCAUAGGCUCAAUGAAGAGGUUCACAGUCUUCAAAAUCGAUUAAAACAGUCUGAUAAAGAGUUUGAUAAACUAUCUGCUGAUAAAUUAGCUAUAGAAAAACAAGCAAUAAUAGAGAGAGAAAAGGGACAUUAUGAGAAGUUAAGUCUAGAAAAGGAUCUCACUUUUACAAAAGAUCAGUUAAAGAGUGCACUAAAACGCUUGGAAUCAUCUGAACUUUCUGCAAACUCACUAACUGAUCAGCUGCAAUCAAUUGAAUUGGCAUUGUCAGGAAAGCGAGAAGAGUUCAUGCACAAUAGUAAUGAAGUGCAGACUUUAAGGGAGGCAGUUCUGCUGUUAGAAAAUAAAAUAAAAAAUAACCAGGAAUUAAAUUCCAAGUUAACAGCCAAACUUGAAUUGGAAGAGGAAAAGAAUAAAACUACUCAGAAUGAGCUUUAUUACGUUAAAAAAGAACUUGAUGUUACUAAAGAACAGCUUAUUGAAAAAGAUCGUGCUACUAAUGUAAAACAGGAUAGUAUGAAUUCUAAUAUGAUCUUAAUUCAAAAUGACUUUUUGAAGGAGAAAUCAGAACUUUUAUUAAUAAACCAGCAAAAUAUGCUGCGAUUAGAAGCAUUUGAAACGAAACUUCAAGAAAGUGAUUUGAAGAUUAAGGAGAAAAAUUCAAAGUACCAAAAACUUUUAAGUGAAACAGAAUCCAUUAAGUUAAAUUUGUUAAAUGUAGAGUCAAGAAUACAAGUCUUAAACAAGGAAAAAGAUGAGUAUGUUAACAAAAACAUAGAACUUGAAAAAACUAUAAAUAAAUUGCGUGAAGAGAAAUAUGAAAUUGAACACCAGCGAUGUAUGUUGGAUCAGAAAUUGAAAGAAGUUUCUCGUACUCUUGAUAAAACUCUUUUAAUUACUGAUGAAACAACAUUGAAACUUUCAAUGCAAUCUUCGGAUGUAGAUAAAAUUACUAAUUCCAAUGUUGAACUGCAAAAUAAUAUAAACAAAUUAAAAAAUGAGAGUAUAUCAAUAGAAGCACGCUUAAGAGAAGAGAAAGCAAAAGCAGAAGUUUUACUCCAAGAUCUUCGUGAAGCAAAUGAAGCUCGUGACCGUCUUGAAGUACUGCUUUCAAAUGCUAAAGGUAACAAUGCAGCACUUGAAGAAAAACUUCACUCCGAGAGUUUAUUUCGCUCUAUGUGUGAAAAAGAAGCAGAAGAGCACAAGGGAUUAUGGGAAUCCGAAAUAAAGUCCAGGUCAAAACUUGGAGUUAAAAUCUUGGGCAUGGAAAAAGAAAUAAAUGAUCUUAAAGCUCAGAUUGAUGAGGAGAAACGCAAGACACGUCGUGCCAUAGAUCUGAAGAAAGCCACUGAUGGAAAAAUUGAAGUUUAUGAACAAAGAUCUGAACAGCAUCAUAGAGAAAUAAUGAUACUCAGGAACAAAAUAAAGCAGUACCAAAAAAAAUUAAAAGGUACAGAAUGUGGAGAAUCUCAAUUACAAACAAUAUAUGCUGACUUUGAUAAAGAAAGACAAUCAUUUUUGUUAGACAAAUUGAACUUAAAAAGACAGCUUGAUCAAGUAUCAGAGCAUUUACGACAAGAGCAAGAAAUGCGUUCACGUCUAGAAAAGAUUAACCAUGAACUAACAAUAGAUAUUGCAAAUCUGAGGUCUGCAGAAAAAGUUUAUUUUAACGAGAGAGAAAGUUUGGAGAAAUCUUUGCGUGAAAACAUAGUUGAAGUUGAAAAUUUGAAAAAAUACUAUGAACACCAUUAUGUAUCAAGAGAAGAAAUAGAAGAAUAUAAAAGAGACAUGGAAACUAAAGCUCGACUUGAUGUGAAUAAAAAAUUACAGGAAGUUAAUUUGCAUCUUGAAGAACAAUCACUCGCAAGAGAAGCAUUUGAAAAAAUAAGAGUAGAAAGAGAAGCUAAAGCAAGAAAAGAUAUGGAGGAAACAAUAUCUCAAUUAAAAAUGGAAAUUAGUUCUCUGAAAAGCAAUUUGUUUGAUGGUUUAGCCAAGAGGGACACAUCAGAAAUUCAAGCCCAACGGUUUAAGACAUUGUUUCAUGAGGAGCGAAAUUUAAAUGACAAAAUUCAUGAAAAACUGGAAAAGACUAACGAUCUUCUUGCUUUACAGCGAAAUUGUACUAAUGUAUUUUUUGAGGAUUCGAUAUCUAAAAUCUCAAAAAAGUUGUUGGAAGAUUCGCCAAAUAAAUACAAAUAUUCUCCAGCGUUUCAUGGACAGUUUAGCAGUUAUCCUAAGCCAACUCUCUGGAGCACCAUUAAAGAAUCUUCUCCUAACGGAAACUCCGCAGAGAGGGACUAUGCUGAUUUAUUUGAAAGAAGAAAUCUGCUCAGCUAAAAAUCUAUAUUUUUUUAAAUUUAAUUAGCAAAUUUUUUUAAAUUUUUUUUAAAGAGGGUAAAAAAUUA
Molecule: messenger RNA, 8044 nt
Organism: Hydra vulgaris (swiftwater hydra)
Lineage: Eukaryota; Metazoa; Cnidaria; Hydrozoa; Anthoathecata; Hydridae
Product: ankyrin repeat domain-containing protein 26
Biological process (GO): positive regulation of transcription by RNA polymerase II
Cellular component (GO): nucleus
Molecular function (GO): protein binding; transcription cis-regulatory region binding
Source: RefSeq, a predicted model, not a curated record